This is a messenger RNA of Pristis pectinata (smalltooth sawfish), 8263 nucleotides long. RefSeq names its product unconventional myosin-XVIIIa-like. Lineage: Eukaryota; Metazoa; Chordata; Chondrichthyes; Rhinopristiformes; Pristidae. The record is from RefSeq and is a predicted model, not a curated record. Gene Ontology annotation, molecular function: protein binding; cytoskeletal motor activity; ATP binding. Gene Ontology annotation, cellular component: myosin complex.
GGGGUCGCGCGACGGCGGCGCGAGCGGGAGCGGGAGCGGGAGCUCGGGCUGUCAACGGCCGCGGCGGAGGAGCGACACCCACGAAUGAUGCGCGCCGCCGCCGCCUCUCCUGUCGAUACACAACACCCUAAUUCGUCAUACUGGAUUACGAAGAAAAGUUACUUGCUCUGAUUUCAGCUAGACCAUUCAAAAGAUCCUAUCUUUAUUCAUUCCUUUUUUCUCCAUUCUUUAACAAUAGGCACAUAAAGUAAACUUUUUGAAAAUGUUUAACUUAAUUAAAAAAGACAAAGAUAAAAAGGAAAAGAAAGAAAAGAAGGAAAAGCGGGAGAAAAUGUCUGCAUCAGAAUUGAAAAGCCUUGAGGAGGUUGGUCUUCGUAGAGGACUCUUUAAUUUGAAUCGAUCUUCAAAGCGUGAUUCGAAAACCAAACUGGAAAUCUCAGCUCCUAUCCCAAUAAAAGUAGCUAGCAGUUCCGAUCUCAAUCUUACUGAUAUUGAUUCAGACACCGUUAGUAACAGAGGAAGCAUGAUUUUUGAUUCUGAGCAGUUGAGUACUGCUAGUUCCAGUGAUGACCUCAAAAUAGAUGACAGUAGUUUGAAGGGAUCAGUACUUCAGCGAGCAGCUCUGUUUGGCUCUCUUGCUAAACAGAAUUCAGUCCAGUUAGUAAAAAGAUUCUCUUUUUCACAAAAGAAUCGAGAAGAGACAACAUCAGAAAUAUCAACUCCGUCAGAAAACUCUGCAACUCCUUCACCACAAAUUGAAAUGAGAAAUGAAAACCUACUACUUGAGUACCUGGAAGAAAUGCCAAGAAAUGUAUCAAGUACAGUGUUAAUGGAAAGCCUUAAUAUUCAAAUACCAGAAGUUGUGGAUAAAAGUUUUGCCGCUGAUCUGAGGCUACCCCCUGUGGUACCACCUUUGCCUACAGAACCUAGAGAACUUGUAUUGCAGAGAAGAAAUACAGGAGACUUUGGUUUCUCUUUGCGGAGAACAACCAUGCUAGACAGAGGACCUGAUGGACAAGUGUAUCGCAGGAUGGUUCAUUUUGCAGAGCCUGGAGCUGGUACUAAAGAUUUAGCAUUGGGUCUGGUGCCUGGUGACAGACUGGUUGAAAUUAACAGUAAAAAUGUUGAAAAUAAGUCACGGGAUGAGAUAGUCGAAAUGAUUCGUCAGUCUGGAGACACCGUGAGAUUGAAAGUGCAGCCAAUCCCUGAGUUGAAUGAACUCAGUCGUUCUUGGCUGAGAAACCAUAAAGGGAUUCGUCGAGAUGCUUUUAGCCUGGAACCUGUGGUCUCAUCUACACAGAGCCUUGAUUCCAACGCCCGCUCCAACGAUCUCGCACAGGCAGGUGUCUGGGCUGGUGUCUGUGCCCGUGUGUCAUGCUGGACUAAGGUGGAAGAGGUGCCAGCAGCUGUGCUACAGUCUUCCUCAGCAUCUGCCUCAACCCAGCCUCAGGUGAAGACUGAGGAGCAGAUUGCUGCAGAGCAAGCAUGGUUUGAAGCAGAUAAGGUGUGGCUGGUCCACAAAGAUGGGUUUUCAUUAGCUGCUUGUUUAAAAACUGAUGCAGCAGUCUCCAAACUCCCAGAAGGUAAAGUGAAAAUUAAACUGGAUCAUGAUCAAACAAUUCUGGAUGCAGAUGAAGAUGAUGUGGAAAAGGCCAAUCCACCAACCUAUGACCGAGUGGAAGAUCUUGCUUCCUUGUUGUAUCUCAAUGAAUCUAGUGUUCUGCACACAAUACGCCAACGGUAUGGAGGUAACCUAAUCCACACAUACGCAGGGUCAAAUAUGGUAGUGGUCAAUCCACUCAGCUCUCCUUCAAUGUACUCUGAGAAGGUUAUGCACAUGUUUAAAGGAUGUCGCAGAGAAGAUACCUCCCCACAUGUGUACGCUAUUGCACAAGCUGCCUACAGAAAUUUACUAACUACCAGGCAGGAUCAAUCCAUUGUUCUUUUGGGCAGAAGUGGCAGUGGGAAAACUACAAACAGUCAGCAUCUUGUUCAGUAUCUGGUUACAAUUGCUGGGAGCACAGGGAAAAUUGUGACUGUCGAGAAAUGGCAGGCAGUAUAUUCUGUUCUGGAAGCCUUCGGCAAUAGCUCAACAAGUAUGAAUACCAACGCCACGCGUUUCUCAGAGAUCAUCUCACUUGACUUUGAUCAGGCUGGUCAGGUGGCUUCAGCUUCCAUACAGACUAUGCUUUUGGAGAAGGUCAGGGUAUCCAAGCAUCCAGGGAGUGAGGGGACAUUCAAUGUGUUCUACUAUCUAAUGGCUGGUGCUGACAAUACUCUAAGAACAGAACUUCAUUUGAGCCAUUUUGCAGAAAACAAUGCUUUUGAAAUUACACCUUUAUCAAAGCCUGAAGAAAAGCAAAAGGCAGCUCAGCAAUUUAACAAACUUCAGGCUGCUUUGAAGGUGCUUGGGAUUUCAAAUGAAGAACAGAAAGCUUUUUGGCACAUCCUGGGUGCCAUUUAUCACUUGGGGGCAGCAGGUGCCACUAAAGCUGGAAGGAGACAGUUUGCUAGACAUGAAUGGGGCCAAAAAGCAGCCUACCUGUUAGGCUGCAAUUUGGAAGAAUUAUCCUCUGCAUUGUUUAAGCAUCAACUAAAGGUUCAGAGGUCAACUUCAUUCCGGCAAGGGCCAGAUGAGAGUGGGCAGGGCGAUGGCUCAGGCCCCAAGAUAACAGCAAUGGAAUGUCUAGAAGGAAUGGCAUCUAGUUUGUAUGGAGAGAUGUUUAUGGUGCUAAUCUCGCUCAUUAAUAGGGCUCUUAAAUCCACUCAACAUUCACUUUGUUCCAUAAUGAUAGUGGAUACCCCUGGAUUUCAGAAUCCAAAGGUCACAUCACCUGAGAGAGCUGCAACUUUUGAGGAACUCUGCCACAAUUAUGCACAGGAACGCUUACAGAUGCUCUUCUAUGAACGAACGUUUUUGAAAGAGCUUGACCGAUAUAAGGAGGAAAACAUAGAACUUGAUUUAGAUGAAGUAGAAUCCAGCUGUCCUUUUUCUGUAGGUGCCAUAGAUCAAACAUCUCAUCAAGCGCUGGUUCGAACAUUGGCUAGGACAGAUGAAGCAAGAGGACUACUUUGGCUGUUGGAUGAAGAAGCACUAAAACCUGAUGGAAGUGAAGACACGCUUUUAGAGCGACUGUUCACAUACUACGGUCGACAAGAUGGAGACAAGAAUGGCCAAAGCCCAUUGUUGAAAAGCAACAAGCCUCAUCAUUUCAUCCUAGGUCAUUGCUACAAUACCAAUUGGGUGGAGUAUGAUACAACAGGUUGGUUGAAUUAUGCAAAACAGAACCCUGCUACUCAAAAUGCUGCCACCCUACUUCAAGACUCUCAAAAGAAAAUCAUUAGCAAUCUGUUUAUGGGUAGAGCCGGAACUGUAUUGUCUGGUUCAAUUGCUGGCCUGGAGGGUGGAUCCCAGCUUACUUUGAGAAGAGCUACAAGCAUGAGAAAGACUUUCACCACUGGCGUAGCUGCAGUAAAGAAGAAAUCAACAUGCAUUCAGAUUAAACUCCAAGUGGAUGCUCUUAUUGAUACAGUGAAAAAGUCCAGGAUUCAUUUUAUCCACUGUUUGUUGCCAAAAACUGAUGCCUUCACUGAAACAAAAGUGUCUCCAACCUCUUCUCUGAAGUCUGGAAUCAUAGAAACUGAUGUCCAGGCAGAAAAUUUUGAAGCAGGCCUAAUGCAGCUGGAUGUACCACUUCUUCGAGCCCAGAUUAGGGGCUGCAAACUUCUUGACGCUCUAAGAAUAUAUAGACAAGGCUACCCGGAUCAUAUGGUGUUUUCAGAAUUCAGACGGCGUUUUGAUGUCCUUGCACCACAUCUUACUAAAAAACAUGGGAGGAACUAUAUUGUUACAGAUGAAAAACGGGCUGUAGAAGAGCUUCUGGAGUCUCUGGAUUUAGAGAAGAGCAGUUAUCACAUGGGCCUUAGUAGGGUGUUUUUUAGAGCAGGAACUCUUGUUAAAUUGGAAGAACAAAGGGAUGAACAGACCAGAAGGAAUAUCACUCUUUUCCAGGCAGCUUGCAGAGGAUACCUUGCACGGCAGUAUUUCAAGAAGAGAAAGAUUCAAGAUCUAGCUAUUCGUUGCAUCCAGAAAAACAUUAAAAAAAACAAAGGAGUCAAGAAUUGGCCAUGGUGGAAACUAUUCACUACAGUUCGGCCAUUAAUUGAGGUUCAGUUAACAGAGGAGCAAAUACGAGGCAAAGAUGAGGAGAUUCAGCAGCUCCGCAGCAAAAUAGAACGGGUUGAAAAGGAACGCAAUGAAUUGCGACUAACAAGUGAUCGUCUAGAAAGCAGGCUUGGAGAACUGACAUCAGAAUUAACAGAUGAGAGAAAUACUGGUGAAUCAACAUCUCAACUUCUAGAGACAGAAACGGCAGACAGACUUCGGUUAGAGAAGGAAAUGAAAGAGUUACAGGCUAAAUGUGAUGGAAUGAAGAAACAGAUGGAUUCAAUGGAAAUGGAAGUGAUGGAAGCUCGGCUUAUCAAAGCAGCAGAUUUAAAUGGAGAAUUGGAUGAUGAUGAGUCUGGUGGAGAAUGGAGAAUGAAGUAUGAGCGUGCAGCAAGAGAGAUAGAUUUCACCAAAAAACGACUGCAUCAGGAAUUUGAGGACAAACUGGAGGUUGAAUUACAGAGCAAAAGGCAAAUGGAGCGAAAAAUUGCAGACUUGCAAGCUGAUAAUGAAGAAAUGCAACGUAGCAUUCAACAGUUGAAGAAAAAAUCCCAGCGACUUACAGCAGAACUGCAGGACACUAAGCUUCACCUUGAAGGUCAGCAAGGACGUAACCAUGAAUUGGAAAAGAAGCAACGAAAGUUUGACAGCGAGUUAUUGCAAAUACAAGAUGAAGCUCAAAGAGAAAAAAUUCAGAAAGAGAAACUGAGCAGAGAAAGAGACAGUUUUAUAGCAGAGAUAUUCAGUCUAAAGCAACAACUGGACGAUAAAGAUUCUGAGAUUAUCACUGUAACCCAGAGGGCAGAGAGAUUGGAUGCAGAACUGCAGGAUCUAUCUUCUCAAGAAUCUAAGGACGAGGCUUCACUUGCUAAAGUGAAGAAGCAGGUUCGUGAGUUGGAGGCCAAGGUUAAAGACCAGGAGGAGGAGCUGGAUGAACAAGCUGGAACAAUUCAGAUGCUUGAACAGGCCAAACUUCGGCUGGAAAUGGAAAUGGAGAGGUAUAGACAAACUCAAGCAAAGGAAAUUGAGAGCAAAGAAGAGGAAGUGGAAGAAAUUAGGCAGUCUUGCCAGAAGAAGUUAAAACAAUUUGAGCUGCAAUUAGAAGAAGAGUAUGAUGAUAAACAGAAAAUUUUGAGAGAGAAAAGAGAUCUGGAGAACAAACUUUCUGUAGUCAGUGAAAAGGUCAGUGAAAGAGAUUUUGAAACUGAAAAAAGGCUACGCAAGGACCUUCGACGUACAAAAGCUCUUCUGGCUGAUGCCCAAAUAAUGCUGGACCACUUCAAAAAUAAUGCACCUAGCAAAAGAGAAAUUGCGCAGUUGAAAAAUCAGCUUGAAGAAUCAGAGUUCACCAGUGCAGCAGCUGUCAAAGCUCGAAAAUCUAUGGAAGUUGAAAUGGAAGAUCUGCAUCUUCAGAUUGAAGAUAUCUCCAAGGCCAAAGUUGCACUUGAAGAGCAGCUGAGUCGUCUUCAACGUGAAAAAAAUGAGCUACAGAGCCGUCUUGAGGAAGACCAAGAAGAUAUGAAUGAACUCAUGAAGAAACACAAAGCCAUAGUGGCUCAGUCAUCCAGGGACCUGGGCCAGAUUAAUGAACUGCAGUCACAACUAGAUGAAGCCUAUAAAGAAAAACAAGAAUUGCAAGAAAAGUUACAAGGAUUGCAGAGUCAGCUAGAUUUUACAGAACAAUCCAUGGUAGAUAAAUCCUUGGUGAGUAGACAAGAAGCCAAGAUUCGUGAACUUGAAACCAAACUGGAAUUUGAGAAGACCCAGGUCAAACGUCUUGAGAGCCUAGUUGGUCGUCUCAAGGAAAACCUGGAAAAACUGGGAGAAGAGAGAGAUCAGAGAUCAGCUGCUGAAAAUCGUGAGAAGGAACAAAAUAAGCGACUGCAACGGCAGCUUAGGGAUGUUAAGGAAGAAAUGGGUGAACUUACCAAGAAGGAAGCAGAGGCCAGCCGUAAAAAACAUGAACUAGAAAUGGAUAUUGAAAGCCUUGAAGCUGCAAAUCAGAGUCUACAGUCUGACCUUAAACUUGCUUUUAAAAGAAUUGGAGAUCUACAAGCAGCAAUCGAAGAUGAAAUGGAAAGUGACGAAAAUGAUGACCUUAUUAAUAGUGAAUGUGAUUCAGACACAGACUCUGAAGUUGAAAAACGUGUGGAUGGUGUCAAAUCCUGGUUGUCAAAAAACAAGGGCUCAGAUGAUGGAAGCCUAAAAAGCUCAAGUCCUCCUUUGUAUCGUCGACACAUGACUGUUAUUGAUUCUGAUGAUGAGAUGGAUGGUGUGGAAGACUACUUCAAAUCCAAGAUGGCAACAAGACGACCACUAAGCAACAGUGAUAAUGACAGUAAAAUUGUGGAAUCAAAUGCAUAGCAACAAUCAUGGUUCUUUAACAACAGGUUCAUACUAACUAAAAAAGUACAGCAAAUGACAUCUGAAUUCUUGGGAUAAUACUUCAUUGUUAAACUAUAAAAGUGAUUAAAAACAAACAGGAUGAAUGAAGUAUGAGUAUAAUUUUGGUAAUAAGUUUGCAUGUUUUUGAUAGACUGCAUUUACUUGAAAUUUAAUUUGGUGAACUAAGAUUGGUAUUUCUUACAAGUAUGGAUGCUGCUGCUUUCAUUUGAAUAUUUUGGAACCUUGAGAUACAUGGGUUUAUUUUUGUCUCCCUAUUGCUUUGGCUGAAUUUUCUCACAAUUGCCUGCUUUCAAAUUCUAAUUUAAACUUGUCAUCUCUGGUUGGAUUUAGGGUGCCACUUGAGGUUUACAUGUAAUUAUUAUUACCUAAGCCAAAGAUUAGUUUUUCUUAUUUAGCUGUGGUAAACUGGAAACACAAACUAAAAUAAUAGCAAAACAAAACUAUUGGCUUCAGACUUUUUUCCCUUUGAGGUGUGUGUGCAUAUGUUAAUAGUUUUUGAAAAAGAACACAUUUUGUGUGAGUAGUUUGUUGAUACCUAUACUCUUACACAUUCUGUUUAUCUUACUGUUUUGAGUUUCAAAUUAUGAGAUGCAGUUGAUACCAUACAUCUCACAAUAUACACUGACACAAAUACAAUUAAUAACUUUUUGUAUAUUUAAUCUUCAUUAAUUAAGGUAUAUUUCCAGAUGAUCAGAAAGUAAUUAGGAAAGACACUGGGAAGAAAAAUGCCUUUUAAAAGCAAUUGUUGAGUUCCAAUAAUGUAUAUUUUUACCUCAUUGUCCUGCAUGUUUAACAUGAGGAAAAUAAUGCACAAUGUCAAAAUGUAAUAAAUAACAUCUUUUGAUCCCAAUUAAAUCUUUGUAUAAUUUGGAUCAAAUUUGAUAUGAUGUCCACAAAUGAUGAUUUGGGGGGAAAUGGAUGUUAUAAAUUCAAAUAGGUGUGUUUCUUAAUACCCAUACCCACCUCAUCUCUUCAAAGGAUGGUAAAUCACUUCAUUAUGCUUUUUCUCUUUGAUUUUUGGGUAUGUUGUACAUAAAAUCACUCCUUGUAGUAUUAUUGUUCAUCAAUUCAAUUUAGUGACCAUUGAAAUCAAGGUUGGAGCUUUGAUACAUUCUAUGAAAUAAUACCAUCUUUAUAUAUUGACUCAGUUUUCAUAAAUUUGCAUGGAUUGUUUAAAUGAUUGUCUAGAUUACUAAGACACUUCUGUAUAAAGCCAACUGCAAAUACUACUCUGAUUACUUUUCUUAAAUGGUCAGUGACUCAUUAUGCCGUAAGUAUUGGAUAUGAAAAUCUUAUCUAACUGUGCACUUUUCAAGAAUGCAGUCUAUGUGCAUCUUUAGUUAGUACAGAUAAUAGCAAACAGAUUGCAGUGCUGCAAGGUUUAUUAAUACUUGUACUGAAAUGUUAUUAAACGGUACUAUUUGAUUCACUUAAUCAAAAUGUAGCACUGAUGUACAAAGUCCUGUUAUGCAAUUAAUUUUCAAAUUGAAUUGUUACGAUAAAAGGAAUUGUGUAGUUCUGGCUUCAAAGUUUUCUCUUAUAGUUUAAAGGAAACAGAUUUACCAGAAGAACAAAUGUGUAAGAUGAGGAUCAAUUUAAAUUGCUUUGAAAGAUAGCAAACAUCAGAAAACCAUACUGUUCUCAAUUGUGUAUUUUUUUGACUAUUUAUGUUUCAGAAUAAACUUUUUG